GAAACAACCGGACAGAGGCGCACCCCAGGGCGCAUGCGUGCUGUGCGGCGCGGUCUCAGGGAAGGUGGGGGCUAUGGCAGCUGCUAGGGACCCUCCGGAAGUAUCGCUGCGAGAAGCCACCCAGCGAAAAUUGCGGAGGUUUUCCGAGCUAAGAGGCAAACUUGUAGCACCUGGAGAAUUCUGGGACAUAGUUGCAAUAACAGCGGCUGAUGAAAAACAGGAACUUGCUUACAACCAACAGCUGUCAGAAAAGCUGAAAAGAAAGGAGUUACCCCUUGGAGUUCAAUAUCACGUUUUUGUAGAUCCUGCCGGAGCCAAAAUUGGAAAUGGAGGAUCAACACUUUGUGCCCUUCAAUGUUUGGAAAAGCUCUAUGGAGAUAAAUGGAAUUCUUUUACCAUCUUAUUAAUUCACUCUGGUGGCUACAGUCAACGACUUCCAAAUGCAAGUGCUCUGGGAAAAAUUUUCACUGCUUUACCUCUUGGUAACCCCAUUUAUCAGAUGCUAGAAUUAAAACUAGCCAUGUACAUUGAUUUCCCCUUAAAUAUGAAUCCUGGAAUUCUGGUUACCUGUGCAGAUGAUAUUGAACUUUAUAGUAUUGGAGAAUUUGAGUUUAUUAGGUUUGACAAACCUGGCUUUACUGCUUUAGCUCAUCCUUCCAGUUUGACGAUAGGUACCACACAUGGAGUAUUUGUCUUAGAUCCUUUUGAUGAUUUAAAACGUAGAGACCUUGAAUACAGGUCUUGCCAUCGUUUCCUUCAUAAGCCCAGCAUAGAAAAGAUGUAUCAAUUUAAUGCUGUGUGUAGGCCUGGAAAUUUUUGUCAACAGGACUUUGCUGGGGGUGACAUUGCUGAUCUUAAAUUAGACUCUGACUAUGUCUACACAGAUAGCCUAUUUUAUAUGGAUCAUAAAUCCGCAAAAAUGUUACUUGCUUUUUAUGAAAAAAUAGGCACACUGAGCUGUGAAAUAGAUGCCUAUGGUGACUUUCUGCAGGCUUUGGGACCUGGAGCAACUGUGGAAUACACCAGAAACACAUCAAAUGUCAUUAAAGAAGAGUCAGAGUUGGUAGAAAUGAGGCAGAGAAUAUUUCAUCUUCUUAAAGGAACAUCACUAAAUAUUGUUGUUCUUAAUAACUCCAAAUUUUAUCACAUUGGAACAACCAAAGAAUAUUUGUUUUACUUUACCUCGGAUAACAGUUUAAAGUCAGAGCUCGGCUUACAGUCCAUAACUUUUAGUAUCUUUCCAGACAUACCAGAAUGCCCUGGCAAAGCAUCCUGUAUCAUUCAAAGCAUACUGGAUUCAAGAUGUUCUGUGGCACCUGGCUCAGUUGUAGAGUAUUCCAGAUUGGGGCCUGAUGUUUCAGUUGGGGAAAACUGCAUUAUUAGUGGUUCUUACAUCCUAACAAAAGCUGCCCUCCCUGCACAUUCUUUUGUGUGUUCCUUAAGCUUAAAGAUGAAUAGAUGCUUGAAGUAUGCAACUAUGGCAUUUGGAGUGGAAGACAACUUGAAAAAGAGUGUGAAAACAUUGUCAGAUAUAAAGUUACUUCAAUUCUUUGGAGUCUGUUUCCUGUCAUGCUUAGAUGUUUGGAAUCUUAAAGUUACAGAGGAACUGUUCUCUGGUAACAACACGUGUCUGAGUUUGUGGACUGCACGCAUUUUCCCAGUUUGUUCUUCUUUGAGUGACUCAGUUACAACAUCCCUAAAGAUGUUAAAUGCUGUUAAGAACAAGUCAGCAUUCAGCCUGAAUAGCUAUAAGUUGCUGUCCAUUGAAGAAAUGCUUAUCUACAAAGAUGUAGAAGAUAUGAUAGCUUACAGGGAACAAAUUUUUCUAGAAAUCAGUUUCAAAAGCAAUUUGAUUUAGAGAUAUUUUAAAUAUUGUACACUUUGCCUUUUUGAGUAACAUUCCAGAGAUAGGUAUUUUCUGUAGGCUGUUUCACUGAACUCAAUUAAUGAAAACUGUAUUAACAUAAUUGCUGUAGCAUAAUAUUAAUAGCGCAAAAGUACGUAUAAAUCAUUUUGAUGAAAAAUAUUUCAAGACUAAGUUGAGAAAAGAGAUACUAUUUUGGAUGUAUAUCAGUAUUUUUGUUUUUUAAUAAUGAUUGAUUUGUGGAGCAUUGUUUUUUCACAUAAUGAGUUUUAAAGGUAAUUUUUAAGCAUACCUUUGGAAUUUUUCCAUCUUUUUUGAGGCUUUUGAUCCAGUGAAGUUCUAAGUAUUCACUGGCACUUCUCUCCUCAACUGUAAUUCUAUUUUGAAUAAUAAAAAUGACAUACUGUAGGGUCUUCAGAGUAGUGUAGGAAUACUGUAGAAAUAUUUUUCAGAAACAAAUCCAUAGCUGAGAAAUUCACUUAGUGCCCAAUAUAUUGUGAUUAUUUUAGUUGAUAAAGAACUAGAUACAAAGACCUCUGAAAUUGAUGAUAAAAUUUGUAUCUCAUUAAUUUUAUCAAAAUGAAACUAAAAGUACAUAUGUAUUAUACACUUGAACAUGUGUUUGUGUAUCUUUAAAGUUUUCCUUUAUGUUCCAUUCCAUAGGAAAACACAUAUGCACACAAAACUCAGUUAUCUGUGGGAAAAGUGGUAGUAAUAAUUGAGAUUCAUCAAUAAUCAUAUAAUUUCACUGUAGACAUUACUUGCAUUAUCUCCCGUCAGUCCUUCUAACAAAACUUAAAUUACCAAAUGAACUGACUUUACUUUUCAUCUUAUUUUUUGUCCAUAUGCUGGUGAUGCUGAGAAACAAUAAUUGGCCCAAAUGCAGACAUCAAGAAGCAGGCAGGAAAAUGGAAAAACUGAGAUAAUACACACAUGAUAAACAGUUUCAAGAAAAUAAAAAUUGGCUAGAAUCUCAAGCUACGUGUUUCUAUAUUGGUAUAAGCAUAUAAGUGAAAAGUCUUAUAAGUGUAAUAGAGAAAAGAUUUGUCAGCGUUGUUUUUUUAGAUGAAAUAACUAGUCUGUGCUACUUUAUGUCAAUAUAAAAAUUGGCAAACUAGAAGUAACUUGUCCACAACCCUCAGUUAUGAUACUUGUGUGCGUGUUUUUUUUUUCCAAAGUUUUUCCCAAGGAGAAGAUACAAAUAUAUGGUAGCUAUUGUUUAAAAAUGAUUGAUUUACUUGCAGAUUUUUCAGAGGAUGUUACAUGUUUGUCAUUCAUUAAAUGUUCAAAAUUGUAGUUUUACCAAAUCUGAAGUGCCAUCAGUUAUAAGAAUCACCAUUAUUUUAUGUUCCAUUAAGAAACACACAAUAAAACAUGACACAAUGCUUUUUUUAUUGAAA
Symphalangus syndactylus (siamang) is the source of this 3264-nucleotide messenger RNA. RefSeq names its product fucose-1-phosphate guanylyltransferase (gene FPGT). The record is from RefSeq and is a predicted model, not a curated record. NCBI's taxonomy places the organism in Eukaryota, Metazoa, Chordata, Mammalia, Primates, Hylobatidae. Gene Ontology annotation, molecular function: transferase activity, transferring phosphorus-containing groups.